CCCUGUUAGACGGUACACUGGGUGGCACAGACUGUAUGGUGGCUGGAGACUCGUGCUCCAGUGAUGAGACUUGUAGUCCGCGCCUACGUACUCUGCGGCAGUGUGUGGCCGGCAACGGCAGCAUGAAGCUUGGCCCUGGUGCCAGGAGCCAGUGUGCCAACGCUGUCUCAGCCCUCCUGUCCAGUCCGUUACAUGGCUGCCAGUGCAAACGAGGAAUGAAGAAGGAAAAGAACUGCCUAAGCAUCUACUGGAGUCUUCAUCAGUCCAUAAUUUAUGGACUCAAUCUUGUGGAGAGCUAUCCCUACGAGACCGUGCAGAGGGAUCAUGAUUAUGUCCGCUUGGCUUCUAUUACAGCAGACUCAGAUGUUGGCAUGACAACUGUGAAUCGCUGCCUGGAUGCAGCCAAGGCUUGCAACGUUGACGACUUGUGCCAGAAGCUGCGGACAGAAUACGUCUCAGCUUGCAUCAAACCUAUGACCAAAUCAGGCCUGUGCAACAGACCUAAAUGCAAUAAGGCCCUGCGCAGGUUCUUUGACCGGGUACCUGCUCACUACACACAUGAGCUACUCUUCUGCCCCUGUACGGAUACUGCGUGCGCAGAGCGUCGAAGGCAGACCAUCGUGCCAAGCUGUUCCUAUGAAACUGGGGAAAAACCUAAUUGCAUUACACAGAUGAAGAAUUGUAAUGAAGACUAUGUGUGCAGGUCUCGUCUGAAACAGUUUCAGUUUGACUGCGAACCCUCGGAAACAUCUGCCAAUGGCUGCCAGCAGAAGAACUAUGAAGCGUGUCUCCUCGCCUACACGGGGCUUAUAGGAAGUACGAUAACUCCCAACUAUGUUGACAACUCCACAUCCAACGUGGCUCCGUGGUGCUCGUGCUCACCGAGUGAGAGCAUGAGGGAUGAAUGUGAGCGCUUCCUGGGAUUUUUCACAGACAACAGCUGUCUCAAAAAUGCUCUAAAUAUGUUUGGAAGAGAAUCAGAGCAGCAAACGCCUCUCAGCACAACAACCCAAAGCAGAGAAGAAAGCCGGAGCAGCACCUCUCAACCACAGACCAUUGAGACUAUGAGGAACAUCCUGGAACCAGUGAUACCCACACAGAUUCUGGGAAAUGAACUACUGGUGGGCCAUGGCACUCUCCCCUCCAACAGUCUCCCAAACUUGGCCCCGCCUCUUGGCCAGAUGGUGCUGCUGUUGCUCCUCCAUUGCCUCUAUGGACAUUAAACCUCGCAGGGAAACUCGCUGAGGACCCUUUAAGCAUAUGGAAGAACCAGACGAAAAUUGACACGGGGUAUUAUUCCUUCUUCUAAACAUGAACAGUGGCACAGUUUAUUUUUCAUUUCUGUGUCAAAACAGUGUUUUUUCACACGUGGGGGAGACUUGUGCUGUCAUGCACCAGUGUGUACAUUUGUACAAUAUGUGUUUAAGCAAGCUGAAAUGAAGUUAAAAUACAAUUUCAUGGACUAACCCAGCAGUAUUACAAUGCUACAUAUAACACAGACAUGUGUGAUACUGUACAAGGCGAUGAAAAAUAUACCUGUGAAGAUUUGUUUGUUUUUGAAAUACCAAAAGGAAAAUAUCCGAAGGAAACCAGUGAACCUUGUGUCUGCACUGUCUUUAGUGCUUUAACUGUUCUGGUCGAUGCUGGAGAAGAUAGAGUUUACCAAUCUCUCUAGUUAGCUGAAUAAGGAGCUUUAUUUCUCAACAAUCCCGGAGUAGAGGUAAAAUAGAUUUUGUUUACACAUCCUGAACUAAACCACAGAUUUCAUGUCCAAGAAGAUCUCCAAAAAGAUGCCCCCAGCUGAAGUACGUAAACAACUCUGACAUAAUUAUUGCCAUCUCUGUCAAGACUGCAGACCUUUGUAACAGGACUUUUUAUCAAGACUAUUGUGCUUUAGCGAUAACACCUCUGUUUAUAGAAUAUAUAGGUCUUUGGUUUUUAUCUGCAGAGACAUGUUGUUGGACUUGAAAGGAAGUAACCAGAAAACCAUUAGGUGUACCUGUAGCUGCUGUGCUUUGUGUUUGACUGUAAUACCAUUUUAUUUCUCGUUGUGAUUGUGACCAUUGCUAUAAGCCUCACUCUGCUUUUUUCUGCCAAAGAGGGACGAGAACAAAUUUGACAUAUUUUGUUUACGCCAACACCAGGAUGGAGCCUGUUAGAGAUUUGACAGAAAAGAAUGAUUCUGUGUUUUCUGUUCUAGAAGAUGCAUUGGACCCUUUGGACAGAGGCAGAAUUGAGUCAAAUAAAAGUUCUCAGAUACUUCUA
Molecule: messenger RNA, 2265 nt
Organism: Fundulus heteroclitus (mummichog)
Lineage: Eukaryota; Metazoa; Chordata; Actinopteri; Cyprinodontiformes; Fundulidae
Product: GDNF family receptor alpha-4
Biological process (GO): nervous system development
Cellular component (GO): signaling receptor complex; external side of plasma membrane
Molecular function (GO): signaling receptor activity
Source: RefSeq, a predicted model, not a curated record